AUGUUGGCGGCUGAUUUCAAAGGUAAACAAGACACUUCAAGAUUAGUAAACACAACAAAGAGACCUGUUUACGAGUCACAUAUGAGUACCGGAGGUGAUCAGGACGACGAGGAUUUUGUAGGAUUGCCCUUGAGCGAAAGGCUCUCGCACAGGGUGUGGAAAGCGCGGCUACAUGGAUAUCAGGAGUUGAACGCAUUGUUUGAGGCAGGAGAAGAUGAAGGAUCUAUUAGUGUUUACUGGAGGGAUCCUGAGCAGUUUGCGCAGUAUGUGGUGGAUUCAAAUGUGGCUGCACAGGAGCAGGCUAUCCUGGCGCUACAAACUCUGUUGAAGAAGACGCAGUUACCCGCCCGUGGUGUUGAUCUUAAGAGUGUAAUAAGCUUGUGGGUACCUGCAUUGGUUGAGAAGGGACUUGGGUCUUCCAGGGCUACUACUAAGUCUCGGUCAAUGGAAUGUGUGCUCUCUUUGUGCUCUUAUGACGAGUCUUUAACGACUUGUGUCGAAUUAGUGCUGCCCUUCUUGACGAAAAAACUACCGAAAUUGGUAGCUUCUGCAUUGAACUGUAUCAGCGAGCUUAUCAAAUCAUACCAAUUUGUUAAUGUGGAUACUGGCGUUUUGCUGCCGCUUGUGACAGAGCCACUUGUAAAACUGGCUGGUCAUGCGGAUAGAAAUGUGAGAGCACAGACAAUGACACUGAUCGUAGAGAUCUAUAAAGUCACUGGGAAGAAUAGGGUGUUAAUCCAGGAGUUAUUACUUGAUCAAUUGAAACCUAUUCAGCAAAAUGACUUGAAGAAGCUUUUCAGUAAGGCUGACGAGACUAAUGAUGAUGGAAAGCGAUUGUUAUUCAAAUGGCAAGAAAGCGAACAACAAGUAGACAAAGAUGGAGAUACACUUAUGGAUGUAAAGAGUUCACUACCAGCGGAUAGUAUGGAUAAGCGCUCUGAUGAACAUCAGGUUGUGAUAGAUCCCUUUGAUCUCUUACCAGAACAAACCAUCACUGAUAAACUACCCGUUGACUUCCACGACAGGAUAAAUUCGGCUAAAUGGAAGGAUAGAGUCGAAGCAUUAUCAGAAUUUUGGGAUGGCACGUUGUCAAAGGUCAAGAAAUUGAGAGCGAAAGGUCAGGACUACAGCGAAAUUCUAAGCAUAAUGGCUCAUAUAGUACAAAAGGAUGCCAACGUUCAGGCGGUAACAAUAGCAGCACAAUGUAUUCAAAUGAUUUGUGCUAAACUGAGAACUCCCGGUUUCACCAAACAUUACGUUACAAUAGUGUUUGUACCGUUACUCGAGAGAACAAAGGAGAAAAAACCAUCAGUGAUAGAAUCAAUACGUCAAGCAUUACGAACCGUUUGUCAGUUUUAUAACCCAUUGAGCCCGACUGGUCAUAAUGAGGACCUCUUGCAAGAAUUAUUACAAUUCAUGACGCACAAAACCCCCCAGAUAAAGAUGGAAAGUACGGCGUUGUUAACUUUUAUCAUCAAUGAGCUGCAAACCAAUGAAGUACAGGUUCUCCGAAAAUAUCUUGACGAUGAGAUAACCCCAGUGGUCCUAAAGAUUGUCAACGAUACUCAACCUACGAUCAGAACUUGUGGAUUCGAAUGCUUUGCCAAUCUAAUCAGACUUCUAGGUAAAAGGGAUUUGAAUUUGGCGUUGGAAAAACUCGAUAAUCUCAAGAAGAAAAAGAUUGAAGAAUGUCUCGCAAGUUUACCAGCCGCUUCGCAACCAAAGAUCGAAGUUACAGCUGCCAGUGUUUUGCGACCCACUUCAUCCCAUAAGUCCACUAUUCCAACCAAAAGAGGUCCAAGCUCACCCUUACAGAAGAAUACAAAGGCUUCUUCACCCAGUGCUGCAAGGUCAAGAGUUUUACUCACUUCAAGGUCACUUACAACAUCACAGCAAACCCCUCCACCUCCAUCAGCGGUCCACACAAAGGAAUUGGAACAAUUGCAUAGAGAGAAGCAGGAAUGGAUUAGAGAACGUAGUCAGCUAUUGAACCAAGUUAAGAACUUGACCAGUUUCCAAACUGAGUUAAGCGACGAGAACGAUAGCCUACGAGAACAACUGAAGAUGACCCAAACAAACCUUCACGAAAAAGGUUUACAACUAAGAUCUAAAGAGUUGCAAUUGACCAAACUACAGGACCGGGUUGCACAGUUAGAAUCUGAGUUACGCCAUCUACAACAACAAAAACAACAACGUCAUAACCAUCAAUCGCCACUCUCUACACAGCGACAUAUUUCUUCGUCUGACGCUUCAGCAGUCUCCACGAACCUGGGCGUUCGUUCACUGUCAUCUUCAUCCUUCGAACCAAAGGCCGUAAAGACAAAACACUCUAGAACACCCAGUGAGUCUAGUGAUGAUCUUCCGCGUCGUGUUGAUUCUCUACAAUUAAACACCGAGAUUGUUAACGAAGAAAGUUGGAAACGAGCAGCAGAAGUCACUUCACAACUCAAAGCAAGGAUUGAAAGGAUGAGGGCAAAAUCCAAAGGUAUAAAUAAUAACGUUUAA
Messenger RNA from Torulaspora delbrueckii, 2505 nucleotides. It is a transcript of the gene STU2, whose product is annotated as Stu2p. Gene Ontology annotation, cellular component: centrosome; microtubule plus-end; spindle pole. Bases 1 to 2505 code for a protein of 834 amino acids. The transcript has a single exon. Gene Ontology annotation, biological process: microtubule polymerization; mitotic spindle organization; establishment or maintenance of microtubule cytoskeleton polarity. NCBI's taxonomy places the organism in Eukaryota, Fungi, Ascomycota, Saccharomycetes, Saccharomycetales, Saccharomycetaceae. Gene Ontology annotation, molecular function: microtubule plus end polymerase activity; microtubule plus-end binding. The record is from RefSeq and is a predicted model, not a curated record.